AGCUAGGCCCCAAUCCUCAACUUGUUGGUGUUCUUCUCCUUCUAGCUGAUCAUCUCUCACCUUUUCUUUUCCAAAUCCCCAACACCUACACACCCACCCACAACUUUAAGGUAGCUGCUAGUGCUAGUGCAUGGCUAUAUAUAUGCAUCUAUAAGUAGGUUGCACCCUCCCAGGGGAUCACCAUCCAACACCUUAGAAGGUGCAGCAGGGAGGCAGGCCACAAUAAUGUCUCAGAGGAAAGGGGCCAUGGCUGCAGUGACGAGCAGCAAGCAUGAGGAGGAGAUGAUGGAGCUCAGGAGAGGCCCCUGGACGCUGGAGGAGGACAACCUCCUCAUGAACUACAUUGCUUGCCAUGGCGAGGGCCGCUGGAAUCUCCUCGCCCGCUGCUCCGGGUUGAAGAGGACCGGAAAGAGCUGCCGGCUCCGGUGGCUCAACUACCUCAAGCCUGACAUCAAGCGCGGCAAUCUCACGCCGGAGGAGCAGCUCCUCAUCCUUGAGCUCCAUUCCAAGUGGGGAAACAGGUGGUCGAGGAUAGCGCAGCACCUGCCGGGGCGGACGGACAACGAGAUCAAGAACUACUGGCGGACGCGGGUGCAGAAGCAGGCGCGGCAGCUCCGGGUGGACGCCAACAGCGCCGUCUUCCGCGACGCCGUCCGCUGCUACUGGAUGCCGCGCCUGCUCGAGAAGAUGGCCGCCACAAGCGCGGCGCAACAGGUGGAUCCGGCGGCGCUGCUACACCCCGCGCACAUCGCCGCCGGCGUGGGCGGCGGCGCCGCCUCCCCGCCGGUCCACGGCGGCCAGCACGACGCGACUAGCGCGCCGCCGGGAAGCGGGUACGGCGGCCACCACCAGAGCUACGCCGUCGACCCGAGCCCGAGCACGUCGACGUCCGGCUGCUCCGGCUCGACGCCGGCCGCCGCGCUCCCGCCGGUGCCCUGCUUCUCCGAACUGAGCUGGGUCGUCGACCAGUACGGCCCCUACGCCGACCUCGACGGCGCCGGCGCGUUCGACUCCUCGGCGCUGGGGAGCCUCGGUCUGGACGGGCUGGACCUGGGCCCGGCCGACGGCGACGUCUACCCCGACUCCACGCUGCUGGACUACCUCAACUCGGCCUGCACCGGCGGCGGCGCCAUGGUGACGAUGAUGGGCGGCGGUGGCAACGCCGCCCUCAGCAGCUGCGGCGGCGCCAUAAUGGGCGGACACGACGGCGACUACGGGCCGUCGUCGUGGCGCACGGACGAGCUCUGCCAGGCGGCGGCGAGGAAGCUCGGCGAUCAUCAUCAGUGGGGAGGAGGAAUCUAGAAGCAAGCUAGCUCGCUAGAGGCAUGAUGGGUGCAGGUUGCUUCUUGCCACGCCUCUCUCCUAAAGCUAGCUAGCGAUGAUCGGGAUGUCACACUAGUUAACUAUAUAUCUAGUGGAGCUAAAGCUAGCAGCCAGUAGUCGAUCGAGAUACCAAUUAAUUACCAAGGCUUAUUAGACGUCUCGGACGAUGAUCCAUCGAUCGAGCGCUCGAGAUUCAGCCAGCUAGCUAGCUGUUAAUUUGAUCAUCCAUCGUUCAUCAUGGUUUGUUGUGUAGAAUUAAAGCUGUAGUUUGUUGAUGAUGCACGUACGCGUACGCGUGCGUACACGUGUUGUCACUUUUAAAUGGCGCGUGAUUUCCAUUUGGAGCUA
This is a messenger RNA of Panicum virgatum (switchgrass), 1671 nucleotides long. Its product is annotated as transcription factor MYB62-like. The transcript is spliced from 3 exons. The record is from RefSeq and is a predicted model, not a curated record. NCBI's taxonomy places the organism in Eukaryota, Viridiplantae, Streptophyta, Magnoliopsida, Poales, Poaceae. Gene Ontology annotation, molecular function: sequence-specific DNA binding; DNA-binding transcription factor activity. The coding region runs from base 226 to 1302 and encodes 358 amino acids. Gene Ontology annotation, cellular component: nucleus. Gene Ontology annotation, biological process: regulation of DNA-templated transcription.